AUGAGACUUUUCCGCAAAAUGUCUGUGGGAGGAGUGGUUGCAGAUACAGUCACUUAUAGCAGUCUAAUCCAAGGGUUUUGUCAAUCUGGGAAACUUAAUGUCGCCAAAGAACUCUUCCAAGAGAUGGUUUCUGAAGGUGUUCAUCCUAAUAUUAUGACUUAUGGUAUUUUGCUGGAGGGGUUGUGUGACAAUGGAGAAGUAGAAGAGGCUUUGGAAAUACUUGAAAAAAUGCACAAGUGUAUGAUUGAUCCUGGUAUUUGUAUCUAUAAUAUCAUCAUUCACGGCAUGUGCAAUGCUAGUAAGGUCGAUGAUGCUUGGGAUCUAUUCUGCAGCCUACCUUCGAAAGGAGUGAAGCCUGAUGUUAAGACGUACACCGUAAUGAUUGGAGGAUUAUGUAAGAAAGGCUCUUUGUCUGAAGCGGAUGCAUUGUUUAGGAAAAUGGAAGAGGAUGGGAUUACACCAAUUAGUGGUACAUACAACACUCUUAUCAGGGCACAUCUCCGAGAAGGUGACUUAGCGACAUCAGCUAAACUUAUAGAAGAAAUGAAGAGUUGUGGGUUCUCUGCAGAUUCUUCCACGAUAAAGAUUGUUAUGGAUAUGUUAUCGGAUGGUAGAAUGAAGAAAAGCUUUCUGGAUUUGCUUUCUUAGAAUGUUUGGAUCUUAGUUUGCAAGAGACAAAAGUCCCGGUUAGUGUUUUGAUGAUGUGUAUUUGGGCUUAUUAGUUGAAACUAAUUUUGUUUGUUAACAUCUAAACAGAGCUUGAUGCCUUCAGCUUUGUCCUUUUUUUUUGUCGCUUCAAGUGUUUCGUUUCUGAUUUAUGCUGAUGUUUUCAGUUUACCGAA
Messenger RNA from Brassica napus (rape), 842 nucleotides. Its product is annotated as pentatricopeptide repeat-containing protein At1g12620-like. The coding region runs from base 1 to 648 and encodes 215 amino acids. Lineage: Eukaryota; Viridiplantae; Streptophyta; Magnoliopsida; Brassicales; Brassicaceae. The record is from RefSeq and is a predicted model, not a curated record. Gene Ontology annotation, molecular function: protein binding. The transcript has a single exon.